Molecule: messenger RNA, 12064 nt
Organism: Harpegnathos saltator (Jerdon's jumping ant)
Lineage: Eukaryota; Metazoa; Arthropoda; Insecta; Hymenoptera; Formicidae
Product: ABC transporter A family member 1
Exons: 25
Coding region: 723-6098 (1791 amino acids)
Biological process (GO): lipid transport; transmembrane transport
Cellular component (GO): membrane; intracellular membrane-bounded organelle
Molecular function (GO): ABC-type transporter activity; ATP hydrolysis activity; ATP binding
Source: RefSeq, a predicted model, not a curated record
GGGGAUCGGGGGUGUCGGAGGGCCGUGAACGCGUCCGGCAAUCUCUCGCGCAGUCUGGUGCCGCCGGUCGCGACGGACUCACGCGCUGUUUCUAUCGUUCAGUCGGCGAGACCGUGCGAGCGCAGUCGCGAGACGCAGGGGCGAGACGGCGAGAGGUCGCGAGAGAGAAAUCGCGAGGAGUCGCGCGGCCAGGAGCGACUCGCGAGCGGGGAGUUGCGGUCGAGCGGAGUUUCCGCGCGCGGAAGACAGGAAGAGACAGAGAGAGAGAGAGAGAGAGAGAGAGAGAGGGAGAAAGAGAGAGAGAGAGGGAGGGAGGGAGGGAGGAAGGUGGAAUCGCGCGAGUGGAAUCGAAGCGGAUUCGCGUGAAACCGCGCGCGACACCCAUUCACCGUCGACAGUCGAGCCGAGUGACAGCCACGGGGGGGGGAAGGAUCGGUCAUUCGGUUGCGGGUGUAACGCGGAGAACAAGUGGAAGCGAGUCCGGGUUACGCGACAGCGCGACGUUCGAUGCGACGGUGGUGCGCGAACCGCGCUGGUGAACCGCGCUGGUGAACCCGCGGCGGCGGCGGCGGCGGCGGUGACGACGACAACGACGACGACGACGACGGCGGCGGCGGCGGCGGCGAGGAUGAACGACGCGGCUCGGUCGGCGCGCACGGUGACAAGGUGAAACAGCGACUCGCACCUAAGUGAUGAUUUUCUUGCGGACGUGAUCCAGGCGAAUGGGACAACGUGGGAAAAUCGAGUGGGAGAAUCAGACUGCGGAAGGUUUAUUCCCUUGGACCUCGUUUAGGCACGUCCCUAAAUCACGUUCAUCGACCGGAGGGAAGUUUGACCUGGUUGCGGUCGGAGAGGACGAGUGGGCGAAUGCAUCUCGCAGGAUGAAUUCGUGCGCGGUCUACUUGACCCAGCUGCGGGCGAUGCUCGUGAGGAAUCUCCUGCUGAAGAAACGCGAGAAGCGGAAGACGAUGGCGGAGAUCUUCCUGCCCCUCUACACCCUCGGGGUCUUGAUCGUCGUGAAAAUCCUCAUUCCGAAUCCGAACUAUCCCGCGAUGACAACGCAGCAGCGCGACACGGAGAUAUUCGAGAUAUACAACGGCUACGCAAACAUCACGAUCGCCGUGGUGCCCAAUUCUACAGAGACCCUCAACUUUUUAAGCUCCAUGAACACCCUCUGGCUCUCUAUGUGGGAUUAUCCCGGUAAGUUUCCCUUAAACUUCGUCGUGUUCGACACGCAGGACGAUCUGCAGGCGGCGUAUUGGAGAGAUCCUUACAGCGUACCCAUAGCGGUUAUCUUCGAAGAUUCGCAGCCGAUAACACGGCGUCUCAUGUAUGAAAUCAGGACGAAUCCCUCGUAUCCGUCGCCGCCUUCGCCGACCGAACUGUAUUCCGCCCCGGUCACCUGUCGAAAGGACACCAGCCAUUGGAUGGGCGGCAUCUUGUCGAUAGAGACCGGCGGCUCCUGCCCCGUCAACGAUUACUUGUAUUCCGGCUUCUUGUUCCUGCAGAUGUUAAUGGACGUCACGAAAAUAAGAUUGGACACGGGAAUCCCCGACCUGACCGUACCGGACAUCAAACUCCAGAUGUUUCCAAAGGAAGCGUUCACCGCGGAUUGGAUGGUGGCCUUCAGGGUGGUCAUCCCCCUCUACACGGUCUUGGCGCUGUCGCAAUUCAUCACGUAUCUCCUGAUUCUGAUAGUCGGCGAGAAGGAGAACAAGAUCAAGGAGGGGAUGAAGAUCAUGGGCCUAAACGAUUCUGUCUUUUGGUUGUCCUGGUUCAUCAUCUACAGCGUCUUCGUCCUAUUACUCUCCGCAGUCGGGGUGAUACUGCUGUUCACUCUGCAAAUGUUCCAACACACGCACUUCCUGCCGAUUUUUCUGCUGAUGGUGCUGUACAGCUUCUCCGUGAUCAUGUUCGCCUUCAUGAUCACGCCAUUGUUCGACAAGUCGCGCACGGCUGGUGUUUUGGGCAACUUCGCCAUUACGAUACUGAGCUUGAUGUACUUCAUCCAAGUAUUCGUGGACGACUCCAGCUCGGUCUCGUUCUGGCUGGUGUCUCUGCUCAGCCCGACCGGAGUCGCCCUGGCGAUGGACAAGGCUAUCGUGCUGGACCUCCAAGGCGAGGGAGUGAAUUUCGACAACCUGUGGUCCGGGCCCGGGAUACCCUUCGGCGGCAGUCUCAUCAUGAUGACUCUGGAUAUUUUCUUGUACGCCUGGCUGGCCUACUACUUCGACUCCGUGAUACCGAGUGAGUACGGCACGAAGAAACCACCUUGGUUCUGCUUCGUACCCGGAUUUUGGUGCCAGAGAAAAGUCCAAAGGAGUCGCCAAGACGAUAGCUCGCCAACGGCCACUGAGAAUGAGAUCCACCCAGAUCGCGAAACCGACUUGCAGGUGCCGUCGUCGAACGGCGAGUCCAACUCCUUCAUCCCCGGCGAGGAGGCGAAUCGCGACGUGGAGCCGGUGGUGCGCGAGAUGAAAGGCCGCGAGGCGAUCAGGAUAGCCGACCUGUACAAGUCGUACCACAAGUGCCGGCGCUCGGAGACCAAGGCGGUGAACGGCAUCAAUCUGACUAUCUACGAGGGCCAGAUCACCGCGAUACUCGGCCACAACGGCGCUGGCAAGUCCACCCUCUUCAAUAUCCUCACGGGCCUCACCGCGCCCACCGCCGGCACCGCUCUCAUCUUCGGCUACGACGUCCGCGACUCCAACGACAUGCGGGCGAUCCGCAGCAUGACCGGCGUAUGCCCGCAGCACGACAUCCUCUUCGAUCUGCUGACGCCGCGCGAGCAUCUCGAGUUCUUCGCCGCGGUGCGCGGCAUAUCGCGCUCGAUGAUUCAGCACGAGGUGAAGAAAACCCUGAAGGAUAUCGAUUUGGUCGAGAAAGCGGAUACCUUCGCGAAAUACCUUAGCGGCGGUCAAAAGAGGAAACUGUCCGUGGGAAUAGCGAUUAUCGGAGACCCCAAGAUCAUCAUCCUCGACGAGCCCACCGCCGGAGUGGAUCCGUACUCCAGAAGGCAGAUGUGGUCCUUACUGCAAUCGAGACGGCACGGCAAGGUGAUACUGUUGACGACUCAUUUCAUGGACGAGGCGGAUAUACUCGCCGACCGAAAGGCGGUGAUCAGCAAAGGGAAGCUCAGGUGUUGCGGCAGCUCGUUGUUCCUGAAGAACAAGUUCGGCAUUGGAUACCACUUGACGCUAGUGUUGGAAGGCAACGCCAGGGAACACGCCAUCACCCGGCUGGUGACAUCGCAUGUGACGAAAGCGGAAAAGGCGAGACGCCACGGUCGCGAAUUGAGCUUCAUCCUACCUCACAAUUCCGUCGAGAGCUUCGCACCCUUGUUCUCCGCCAUCGAGCACGAGAUCAAGACCAGGUCGAGCAGGCUCGGCAUCAGCAGCUACGGCGUAUCGAUGACCACCUUGGAGGAGGUGUUCCUGCACCUGGAGAAGGACGAGGAGACCGAGUGCACGAUGGACAAUUUGUCGAAAAAGAUGGUGCGCAAUCGCGCGCUCAGCAGGUCGCUCUCGUUGCAAUCCAAGAGCACGUCGUAUCAGAGCCUGCAAAACGAGGGGGUGACUGUCCAGGGUGACAGUCAAGCGAAAGGUACGAGCGAUCUACCGGACGGCGUUCAUAACGACAGAAAUCCGCCUGUCCUCGGCCUCGGCUUAGACCCCAUCAAGAUCCGGCCUAACUUCCUGCAGACUCUCUACGCCAUGCUACGCUUACGGGUGCUCAGACUCUUCAGGAACUUGCAGCUGCUCUACUUCACGAUCGUCGCGCCGCUCGCUCUAAUAGUGCUCGGCCUCUACUUGAACAGCAUCCAGACGUUCGACAUCAAGAUGCAAUCGUUAAAACUUAAUAGCCACACGUACGGCGAGGAGACCAAGAUUGUCUACAUGAAUAACACCGAUCGCGACAUUUCCGAGUUGAUGGACGGCAUAGCUCAAGACGUGAAGCACAUCGAGGAGUACGACGGCAAUUUCGCGAAUUUACUGAAUAUCGCGCCGCACAUAGCCGCGUUCAACAUUAACGACUACUGUCCACCGCGAAUGAACCUGACCGUAAUCUACAAUGACACAAUGCAACAUUCCCUGCCAAUCUUGCUGAACAUUCUUUCGAACACUUAUCACAGAUUGGUCUCGGGCAAGAACGAACCUACGCCGAUCGAAGUGAAAACGCAUCCCUUCCAGCAAACGUCGCAACCGCAGGAGUUCAAGAUCGGCACGGCCAGCAGCGCUCUUUUCAUCGGUAUGGAUUUCGUGUUGGUGCCGAUCACUUUGGCGGUGGAUAUGGUGUACGAUCGCGAGAUCAAGGCGAAGAACCAGCUUCGCGUGAACGGCCUGUCGUUCCCCAUGUAUUUCCUCAGCUACUUCAUCGUGCUGGUCGGCCUGAUGACCUUCAUCUGCAUGUGCAUCCUCGGCAUCAUCUUCAUCUUCGAUGUGCCUUCGCUUCAAGAGCCACCGGCGAUCAUCACUCUCAGCACUCUCCUCAUGCUACACUGCCCGUCAUCCAUCCUUUUCUCGACCUGCCUCAGCUACAUGUUCGAUAAGAUGGACUCCGCGCAGAGCAUCCUGCCGAACAUCGCCACUUUCUUCGGCUUGAUACCGUUCCUCAUGGUGAUGUUCAUCGACAUGCUGGGACUCGGUGGGACAGCGGCGCUCGCGUUGCACGUGAUCUUCUGCCUACUGAACAGCAUGUACGUGCCGUACGCCGCGGUUUACUACGUGGACCGCGUUUAUCUCAUGUGCUCGAUCAACGCCGCCUGCCAUCACCUGACCAUGUCCGAUUACCUCACCACGGAGAUCAUAGUGAUGGCCAUCGCGGUGCUGCUGCAUUGUCCGAUGUGGUUCUUUGUGGUGCUCCUGCUGGACAUCAAAAAGAGCGGCGGCAAAGUCAGCGACUUCUUCAAGUAUUACCUGAGAAAAGGCGGCUCCACCAGCGAAGAGAUCAUGGAGAACUCGGACGUCGGCGAGCACGAAGACGCGGACGUGAAAACCGAGCGCCAGAGAAUCUUCAACCUCAUCACCUCGUCGGCCGUUCAAGAACCGCCCGUGGUCUUGGUGCAGAACCUGAGGAAAGAGUACCGGCAACAAGAGGCCGGCUCGUGCUCCUGCGGUUGCUGUUCGAAACGCGAGGAGCAGACUUCGCAGCGGAAGAUCGCCGUGCGGAAUCUCUCGCUGGCUGUGGAGCCCGGAGAAGUGUUGGGUCUUCUGGGCCACAACGGCGCCGGCAAGACCACCACCAUGAAGAUCAUCACCGCAGAGGAGUCGGCGACGAGGGGCAGGGUGCAGAUCGGCGGUCAUAGCAUCAACACUCACAUGUCGGACGCCUUCAGGCAGAUGGGCUAUUGUCCCCAGCACGACGCCCAGUGGAAGAACAUCACCGUGCGGGAGCACCUCGAGUGUUACGCCGCGAUUCGCGGCGUUCCCUGGAGCGACAUCGACAGAAUCGUGGACCUCUACCUGUCCGGUCUGCAAAUCCACGAGCACGCCGACAAGCAGACCCAGGAGUGCUCUGGUGGGACUAGAAGGAAACUCAGCUUCGCGAUGGCGAUGGUCGGCGGGCCCAAGGUGGUCCUCAUGGACGAGCCGAGCACGGGCAUGGAUCCCAGGUCGAAGAGAUUCCUCUGGGACACGAUCCUCGCUAGUUUCCAGGGUGGCAGGGGAGCCAUAUUGACCACACACUCCAUGGAGGAGGCCGACGCCUUGUGUUCGAGGGUCGGCAUCAUGGUGAAGGGUGAGCUGAGGUGCAUCGGCUCGACCCAGCACCUGAAGAACCUCUACGGGGCCGGCUACACCCUCGAGAUGAAACUCAUGGGCGGUGACUGCACGCCGACGACUCCCUCCGGCGACAGGGUCGCUGGCCUCAAGGAAUUCGUCGCGGGCCUCUUUCCCGACGUUACUCUGGAGGAGAGCUUCGCCGACAGGCUCGUCUUCGCUGUGCCCCAACAUGCUGUGAAUUCGCUGGCCGAGUGCUUUACGCAGUUGGAGAAAGCCAAGCUCGAGCUGGACAUAGAAGAGUAUAGCUUUAGUCAAACUACCUUGGAGCAAGUGUUCCUCAAGUUCUCGCACUACGACGAGGGCAACUCCGUGGAAUGAUGAUUCCCGCUGAUAGCAGCGUGCCGUCAUCACUGUCGCCGUCGUCGUCAUCGUCGUCGUUGUCUCGUGUCGACCGGUGACCCCGCGAGCAAUGCGCGCGGAACGACCGUUCGUCUGCGCGCGAACGCGUGAAGAGGAGACACGUGGGUGCCUCCUCGAGGAGGGACGGACGACGCUUCGGAGUCUCUCGAGAGGCGCCGCCAAACGAAUCUCCGUUGUUCACGGCGAGGAGUAGAUAGGACGAAAAAGGGAGUGUUAUAUCGUUAACGGAUUAUCACUAGUGCUGUGUUCCGAGGGAGUAUCAAGGUGACACAUCGUCUCGUGCCUUCAGAUCCUUUGGAGGGGCAAUGAAGAAACGAAUGAUGGGGGAUGAUGCAGGGGGAUUCCUCGAUAGCUUUGAAGGCGUCGCGUCUCGCACGGCGAGAGCGCUCGCUCUCGGAGAGAGAAGAAAAGACGAGCGGCAGGCGACCGAGGGACGAUUGUCUUUAACGAUUAACGGGGUUUAAUCUUGGAAGAGUGUCGAGAGAGUCAAGCCUCGAGGCGCUCCCGAGGCGCUCUCAACCACUGCGAGUGGUUGCGCUCGGAGAAUAAGAGCAGCCUCCAACUAUCGGGACGAGAGAACGAAGCGACUUAUGAGAGCGACAUGGAGAGGAACAUCAUCUCAUGCGAUCGAUGGUCUCUCUCUCAGUUCGCGACAGCAGUAUUAACACGAAACAGGGAACUAGGUACGGCGGAAAUGUAACUCGCGAGCAGAUUCAAGUGUGUGUGUGCGUGUGUGUGUGUGUGUGUGUAUGUGUGUACCGACAGACUCUAGACCCACGACCCGAAGGAAUUUAAGUAAUAAAGCCCGCUUCGUAGCUCCAGACUAUUGACGGAAGGCUGAACGAAAUGGUAGAACAAUGAGGGAACAGUUAGCCACUAGUCCUAGCUAGUUUCAGUUUCGAGGGAGUAUCAAAGCGCCACAAGUCGCCUUGUAGCUCUAUACCGAUACGAAGGGACGCGGGGGAGGGCGAUUAGGUAGAAACCUCGGGGGAGUUGUUCCAACGUCCUCGCAGAGGAGCGUCUUCACGCGAAGAACGACGGAGAGGCCGUCGGGGGAUGUUGCGUCGACUGCACAGGAGGACUAUGCGGCGAGAAUCGUUCGCGGAGAACGGACAGACUCGACGGUAGUCGAGAGAGAGAGAGAGAGAGAGUAGGGGAAUAAAUAAAAAGACAACGUGCGUUAUAUAGCCGUAGCCGCGUAGAAUCGCGUUUCGGGGACGCUCGAGUCGAAAGAUGGUCGAGGAACGCCGACGAAGGGAAGUUCGCGCUUCGGACGCUUCGGUGCUUCGAAGAAGUAGAGCUUGAAGGGGCCGAUCUCUCCCGAGGGUUGCAGGAGGAUUACUGGUAGAGAGAGGGAAAGGAUUAUUGCCUUCCAGCUACCGAGGACAUCCGGAGGAACAAUGAUCGAUAGGACAAUAGGAAUAAACAGUUAGGAACAAAUAGGAACCUAAAUAUUUAGUAGCGUUGUGUGCUUCGGGCUCGGGCUCGACGUGGGACUCGAACAGGGUGACAGCCCGGUGGAUGCGCCGUCGUGCCGGCUGACGACGCGUGCACGCGCGAAACAACUCACCGAGAAGUUCUGUGUAUUUACUGUGUAAAUAGUCGCGGUCACGCGCGCCGCGGGGGCUGAGCAUUGUCUGCAGGGCUGCAGCGGUCAAGCGCGGGAUUCAAGCGGGAAUUCGCGCGCUCGACGUUCUUGUCUGGCGUCCCUGUCCUUCCCCGUCAGCGCCGUCAGCUCGUCGAUGUUCAGUCAUCAGGAAUAUGAGACCCAAGACACCGACGACUGCGCGUCGGGGUAUCCUGGCCGAUCCAGACAACAACGUCCCGCGCGCCGUACCGAACGUGCCACGGGUAAAAAGAGAGAAAGAAAAAGGAAGUAAAAAAGAGACACGUUAAUCAGCGUUCGCGAGGGGAUGGAAGUCCCCGGGGCGUAGCGUCCAAGUUACACCGGUAGUCCACUUCGUAUUUGGAAAUUUAACGAUAAUAGAUCUCGUACAGAUAUUGCACUGGAAUUGGGGCGCACGAAGGUCCUGAGUCCUGCCGGACGGGCAGGACGGCUCGCGCCGCGCGGGGAUACAAGAUCGACGGUUCGGCUGGAGAAACAGCGAGACUCGGCCGAGUAUUAUCUGGCGCAUUGAAGGGAGGGGGGGGAGGCCUGGCCUUCUUAUGCCGGAACGGUCGUUCGGAUUCUCCUCUUUCGAUGGCUCCUUGUCCUUGUUUUUUACGCGUUUAUCCUGCGCGCAGGAUAGCCGUUUCCUAAGCCGGGCGAAGGAACGAGUGGCUCGAGAAGGCUCGACUGAGGUCUCCUCUCCCGUCAUGAGUUCCCGGCAUUUCGAGAACGAGAGAUUAGUUCGGGCGGGUUUUUUCUUUAUUUUGACGUUUCUCUAUUUUUAUUCUUUCUUCGUUCGUUCACCUCGACCGGUACACGCUUUGUACAUGCGAGAUUUCGUGUCGUCCACUUGUCGAGCCGAGCCGUCGAUGUGGCGCCGACGUGAGUCUUAUCAGGCUGUGCUGGAUACAGCGAGUUACGCACGAGAGGUGUUCGAGAAGCAGCUUUCGUCGUGAGAUAACGUCACUGUAAGAGCACUGUACCAGCUUCUUGACAGCUAACGAUAAACCCUUGACAUAGCUAACGAUUCUACGUCAUUUCGAAUUUCAGGUUCACGAUGUCGAAUACCGAUCUAGAUCGAAGACUCGACGUGUGCACCUGCUAUACCUGCACUUCUACAAGAUCGAGCAGAAUAUUCUUUCCUAAAAUUACAAAUAAAAAUAUCUGGAAAAACGGAGAGUGAAGAUACAUCGAAAUAAUCUCACUGGGAUCUGUGCUCAAGGCGCGGAAGAUUAAAUUAAAUUAAAAAAAAAAAGAAAGAAAAAAAUGUUAAAACACCGCACACGAAUGGCCCUUUUUGUUGCGGGCGCCGCGGUGUGUCCCGCGUGUAUCCGCGUUAUCCGAUCACAACGACGCGUUUCAUCUUCUUUGGUUCAAGCGAGAUGAUCAACGUGCCUUCAGUUGAAUUCUCGAGAACGACGGAAAACGCAUUUCUCGAACAUCCCUCGCAUUUUCUAUACACACGUACUUAGAGUACUACUCCGAAGGAGGACCGUAGUCCUGAAGUAAAACAAAAACGGAAAGCGCAAGAAUGACACGGCUUAUAUAGUUUCGAGCGCAACAGGCGUUUCUCCUGUGUGAUAUAAAAUCGUAAGCGAACACUCUUUACUGUUGAACAUCGAUCAAACAAUACAGCGAACGAUCUCGAGAGAAGGAAAACAGUCGCAGCUGAAAACGUCGCUAAUACCGCGGAGUUAACUCUUUGCGCGCGCGUCGCGCACCCGUCGCCGCGAUCGAUCGCGCGUCGUCGUUCAAGCGAAUCGACCGAGAGUUCGUUAUUAACCGAAUCAAUUAAACCGAAUUGAAAACAAAAUAUGAAAAAUCAUUCUUUCCCCACUGGAGGAUAUUUUUUCUCUUCACGAGCAAAGCGAAGAUCGGUGCAGAUAGCGAUGAAGAUCGUUUUCCCUCGCUUCGUCAGGUCCAGCGCGUCUCGCGCGAAGGAAUCGCGCGUGAUGUUUAUUAUUCAAAUGAUUUUCAACGGCUGUUACAAGCGCAAAAGUUCGCGGGACGAACCUCCGCAACUUCCGUUCGAGUGACGAUUCCGAGCGGCAAGCGCGACUCGCUCGCACGAGUGAUACCGAGAAGAAGCGCAAAGAGCUAAGAUCGGCUUCCUGUUGAGAAUAAUCUCGCACAACACUUCAGCCAGCGUGGACUGUUCAACAUUAAGCAAUAUAUGCGAAACAAAAUUAACAUAGAUACGAGUAUGUAAUUGAAGGCAUGAAUAUGGUAAAGGGCGUCAAUUAACGCGAUCGAUCGCUCGAUCAGGUCGGAAGAUACCUUAGUCCCUUCAGUGAGCAGAUUAUUUGUGAGAUGUAUCCAAAUUGAUUUCUAUAUUAUUUAUAAAUAUUCUAUGCACAAGCCGUGUUCAAACUCGUCGACACAGACGUCCCUCCCUCAGAGAGGGGAAGCAAUCAAACUCAAAUAGUCUCUCCCAAUCUUCUUCCCAAUUUCUCUUCAUUCCCCAACGGUGGUGGUCUCUUUCUUUUAACAGCGUAAUUUUGAUUCGUCGACAGGAAAAAGCUUGAAUUUCCCGAAGACAGCCCGAGGACGGAGAAACAAGAGUACUGUUUUUUCGCGUCUGCCCUCUUGUUAGGAGGCAAAGAAGAUGCAGUCACACAGUGUUUGUUUGGCGCAGCUUGUGCAUGAAAUAACAAAUAAUUGUCUCAGCAUUAUAGAAUAACUUGGAAGUCUCGCGAAACUUCCUGCGAAACAACACGUGUAUAUAAACUUUCUUGGUCCUGUAAAAAGAGAGUGUAACAUGCUUUUUAUACAGAUAUCAUUCACCGAAGAUUUUAGAAGAGGAUCCCGCUUUCAUUGGUUUACGAAAUACUUUCGAGAUGACGAGCACGUGCUCGUCGUCCGACUUUUCACGUAAGACGUAGUCAAAUUGAAUAAACUCUAUCUAAACAUCAAACUAAAUGACGGUCGGUUAAUAUAAAUAUAUAUACAUAUAUACAUAUACAAUAAUAUAUAUAUAUAUAUAUCUCUCUCUACCACGCGAAAUAGUUUAUUUAUAUUCCGGACCGAGGAUUCCGAGAUUCUCGCGAUAGCAUUUCCGCGAGUUACGUUGCUUAGAACAUUGCGAUUUAUGUUACUUAGAACAGAGGCGUACACGUAUUUCUCCGUAUUUGUUUCCAACUUGGUUAUUACCCUUUUAUAUCUUUUCUAACGCCCGCAUAAAGCAAUUAUUACACGAGUGGUCGCGAGUUGAGUUUUCAUGUGCGCGAAGCAAGCAUAUAAAUAAUAAUAACACUAUCGAUCUCUUGUGAUGGAAAUUAACAAUGAAACGGUAACGUUUUAAUUUCCACUCUGACGUGUCCGUUACACGCAGUUAGCAUAAUUUCGCAAAAGCGUCACGAAUUAAUUAUAUCUUGUAUCACAGCUUAACGUCGCAUAAUUUAUCGUCGUUAUUUAUUAUUUAUUAAUUUAUUUAUCGUUUAGUGAGUUAUUAUUAUAAUCGAUAGCCCCCUCUCUCGCCUCCUUUGCGAAAGAAAAUCAUUAUUUUUAUCCUUGUAUGUUGUGCGAGCGCGUUCCCGUGCAAAGGAAGAAAGAAAGUGUCGCGCCGAGGGUUUAAAAGCUUCUGUUUAUAAAAUACCAGUCCGCAUCAUCACAUCUUCGUGAAAAAUAGGCGGACAAAGAGGGAUUGACGGGGAUUCACUCUCUGCGGGAAAUUUAAUUUCCGUGUAUAAAUAUCGAAAUAUCGAGAAUGCACUCGAGUAAGUCGGAUCAAGCUUUUUCUCGCUGUACCUGUCUAGUUACGGAUCGACGAUGUUUUAUAUCGCGCGGACAGUUAGAAAAGAGUAAUUCGUCUGAUGACGUGUAAUUCGCGUCUGCACGAGCUAAAAGAAACGGAAAGAAAAGAUGAUUCGAGAAUGAUGUCAGGAUGUCGAGCACAUUUAUUCGGGACACAUUAGGGAUUCGCGACUUCAUAGAAAAGAAUUCCCGUCAAUUUUUCUCUCGAUCGGCUAUUCUUCACGGGGAGUGCACUAGUCACACACACGUACUCCUAUUCUAGCGUAUCUCGAUGAAGUUUUAUUCGAUAUAUACAUAUAAUACACGUCGAAAAAAAAAGAAAAUUGCCUGUCCAUAGUGUUUACCGAGUGGCCAUUUGUAUCUCGCCGUAACAGGACCGACGGAGGCUUUCCGGAAGAUAACUUUGUAAAAAAAAAAAAGAAAAAAAAGACAGACACACACAUGAUUUAGGUCGAACUAGGCUUUUCUCGUUGAUACUUUCAAGCUUAUGUAGAACUGUUUCUUAGGGUUUUCAACAAAUUUCUUAAAAUAGAAUAAAAUCCGAAAGAAUUUCGUACGACAA